This is a messenger RNA of Ylistrum balloti, 2295 nucleotides long. Its product is annotated as cleavage stimulation factor subunit 1-like. Gene Ontology annotation, cellular component: mRNA cleavage stimulating factor complex. Gene Ontology annotation, molecular function: RNA binding; protein binding. Lineage: Eukaryota; Metazoa; Mollusca; Bivalvia; Pectinida; Pectinidae. Bases 6 to 1301 code for a protein of 431 amino acids. The transcript is spliced from 13 exons. Gene Ontology annotation, biological process: mRNA 3'-end processing. The record is from RefSeq and is a predicted model, not a curated record.
UCAAGAUGGGGUCCGAACACGAUGAAGUUAAACAGAGAGAUUUGAUGUACAGAUUGAUGAUAAGUCAACUGUUCUAUGAUGGACAUCAAAAACUGGCUGUGUCACUAUCAACUCUAGUGAAGGCCCAUCCAGCCUGUCCGCCUUCUGACCGACUUUUCAAGGUGCUCAAAUAUGGUCUGGAGAUAGAGGAAGAGAUCCAUGGAAAGGAACUGAUAGGAUCAGAGAAUGUGGCCCCAGGAUCUGGUAUAGACUUGGAAUAUGAAACAGAUGUCCAAACCAUAUCACCAGAGGCAGCAUUGUAUGAGACCUGUUAUGUGACUGCUCACAAGGGGCCAUGUCGUGCAGGGGCCUUUCACAGUGGAGGGAAGCUGAUUGCUACCGGAUCAGAGGAUUCUUCUAUCAAGAUUUUGGAUGUUGAGAGGAUGUUGGCUAAGAGUGCUACACCAGCUGAAAUCAUCGCCAUGGAAACACCUCAACAAGCCAUGGAAAACCAUCCUGUCAUAAGAACUUUAUAUGAUCAUAAUGAUGAGGUGACCUGCCUAGACUUUCAUCCAAACCAUCAAAUUCUGGCUUCUGGCAGCAAAGAUUACAGCAUCAAAUUCUUUGAAUAUUCUAAACCCUCAGUUAAAAAAGCAUACAAAAGUAUACAGGAAGCAUCAGAGGUACGCUGUCUGUCCUUCCAUCCCUCUGGUGAAUAUAUCCUGUGUGGUACUAAACAUCCCACAUUACGUCUGUAUGAUGUGAACACAUUCCAGUGUUUUGUUGGACGUCACCCAAGCCAUCAACACGAGGGACCACUAACAGCAGUGAAAUGGUGUCCUAAUGCCAAUUUAUUUGUGACAAGUUCUAAGGACGGUGACAUCAAGAUCUGGGAUGGAGUUAGCAAUCUCUGUAUUAACACAUUCAAAAAGGCACAUGAUGGCAAUGAGGUCUGCUCUGUCACCUUUUCCAGGAAUUCAAAGUAUGUAGUGUCAAGUGGUAAAGACUCACUGGUGAAGCUAUGGGAACUGUCCACUAAUAGAUGUCUAAUUGUAUACACGGGAGCAGGGGCUACUGGCAAACAGCAGCACCGCACUCAGGGGGUAUUUAACCACACAGAGGAUUAUGUGUUGUUUCCUGAUGAAGCUACAACAAGUCUGUGUUGUUGGGAUUCCAGGAAUGCUGAAAGACAGCGACUGCUGUCAUUAGGUCACAAUGGUGCAGUUCGAUACAUUGCACAUUCACCAACAGGCCCAGCAUUCAUUACAUGUAGCGAGGACUUCAGAGCACGUUUCUGGUACAGGAAAGCAGACACCGACUAAUUCUAGUCUCUCAUUGUUGAACAUUUUCAUUGACAUUCAUCAAAGUCAUGAUAUCAAAUAUUUCAUGUGGUGUAUGAUACCUUUCAUUGAUAAUUUUCAUAUUUUGUUGUCAUUCUUUUCUCAUCAAUAUAAAUAUGGUGUGAAAGUUUAUUUGAACUGAUGAAAGGUAUAUCAUUUCUGUAUGAUUCGUUAGUUCAAGGAGAUGUUAUCCAUAUAAUGUACAUUAGUUAACAAAAGAAAUAGUAAGCAUUGCUGUUGUUUAUACUUUAUGUAAAAGUACUGCAUCAGUCUACUGCAAUCGUAACUUAACCCAUAGUGAAUGAUUGCUGCAAAAGACAGCAUUUUGAAUGAAUGUGACUAGAUAGAGUUUGUGCUAACUAGAUAUUUUUUCAACAGAAUGGCCAUGACUGGUUGUGAAUUAUCACAGAGAUUUUGUGCUGACUAGAUAGUUAUAAACAGGAUGGUCGUGACUGAUUGUGAAAUAGUCAAAGACGUUUUGUUCUCACUUGACAUAUGACAGGAUUAGCAUGACUGAUUGUGAGGUACCUCGUAGUCAAAGACAUUUUGAUCUCACUUAACCUUUAUAUAACAGGAUCAGUAUGGCUGGAUUAUCAAGUAACAUCUACAUUUGUACCUCUGAUUACCACCUGCACUCAUGUGUUCAAACUUCUAUAUAAAUUUAAAAACAACAAAUAUUAAGUACAACUAUUCUCUAAAAGAAUAAUUGACAUGAUUCACAAUUCAUAUCGAUUAUAAGAAGACGGAAUAGAGGAAUACCUUGCACCUGUCGGAAAGAAAAUAGAAAUGAACAACUUGUCUGUGUCGAAAGUAUAUACAUGGCAGUUUGUAAAAUUUUUGGUAUUGAGUGUACAUGACAAUCAAAUGGAGACUACCUGUAAUUGUACAGAUGAGAAAUAUCUUCGAUACAUGUUGAUGAUGUACUGUGUUUUGUCUUAACUACAUUUUGUAGUACAAAUAAACAAAAUUAAAUUUA